GGGAGCGGGGCAGGAGGCCUGCAAUCAGUCAGUACCUUGGGCUUCCGGUUUCACAUCGCAAAGCCUUGAACAGAAACGGCCAACUUCUCUUUUUUUUUUUUUGUUUUUGUUUUUUUGUCUCGUGGGGUCGAGCCUCACGACAGGCGCUGGCGGAGAGCUGAGGAGCGGGGCAGGUGCUGCCCCCGCCGCGAUCCCACCGGCUGCCCCGCUCCGCGGCUGGGCACUCACCGGCUCUUGCAGGGAUUUCCUUGAAGUUUCUGUGAGGAAGGCUUGGACCGGGCUGCGGCGGCUGCGAGGAGCCUCUGGGACGCUCCUGUCAGCGCCCCCGCGGCCCGCCACCUUCUCCGCCCUCCUCGGCUUGGCUCGGCUCGGCUCGGGGCUGCCGUGCUUCUGAAUUUCAGGUUUUGGUGAUCCAGCAUGGGGAACCAUGUAGGAAAACGAGAACAUAAUGCUGACAAGUCAACCAAGAGUGCUGAAACCAAGGUGGAGGAAUCAGCUAAAGAGAGUCCAAAAACAGCCAGACUAACACAACAGUCUUCAGAGGAUAAUGAAGUAUUUGGAGAGGCAGAUGUGAACCAGAACAAUGGGACCUCCACGAAGAACCCAGCGGUGACAGACUCCAAAGGCACAGCAGACCCAAAGAAUGCCUGGCCUGAGGCCAACCCAGCUGACACGACUGGUCGCCCCCACUUGAUCCGCCUCUUUUCCCGAGAUGCCCCAGGAAGAGAAGACAACACCUUCAAAGAUCGGCCCUCAGAGUCAGACGAGCUACAGACCAUCCAAGAAGACAGUGCAGCAGCUUCAGAGAAUUCGGAUUUGAUGGCUUCACAAAAACGCUCCUCUUUCCGGCACGGAUCAAAAAUGGCAUCUGCAAGCACUAUAGACCAUGCUAGACAUGGAUCUCCAAGGCACAGAGACUCGGGUCUACUUGACUCGCUGGGCAGAUUCUUUGGAGGUGAAAGACACGUUCCCCGGCGGGGCUCGGGCAAGGAUAUACAUGCAGCCAGGGUCCACCACGUCGGGUCCAUCCCCCAGAGAUCUCAGCAUGGCCGGCCUGUUGAUGACAACCCUGUAGUCCACUUCUUCAAGAACAUUGUCUCACCCCGUACACCUCCCCCAAUGCAAGCAAAGGGAAGAGGAUUAUCCCUCACCAGAUUUAGCUGGGGUGGUGAAGGACACAAGCCAGGAUAUGGAAGCGGAAAAUUCUAUGAGCAUAAAUCUGCUCACAAGGGACAUAAGGGAUCCUAUCAUGAGGGCCAGGGCACUCUUUCCAGAAUCUUUAAACUGGGAGGCUCUGGGUCCCGACCUGGAUCGCGGUCUGGUUCACCAAUUGCUAGGCGCUGAAGCUCUAAGAUGCCAUUCAAGGAUCCUGUACUCUGCUUCAUAGUAUAACUGCCUUAAAAUUAAUAACACCUGCCACAAUUACCUAGAUAGAUGCAAUCUGUUACUUAAUGCCAAUUAGGUUCUGCAUGCAGUACAUUAUACAAACUUCUAUUGGCAAUCCCUGACCAACAGCUGAAUGAAAGGAACGUAAAAAGUAGCUCUAUUAGAUGUUUUCCUUAUUUUAUGUGAAGUAACAAGAUCUCUGACUUUACUUGUUCUUCUUCAGGAUGCCCUAACUGUAUGCUGGACUCUAUUAUUUCUCCCAAGCACCUAAUUUGAGCUCAACUCUUCUGGUUUCGUUUUAGUGAACAUCAGAAUUACAAAUAAAGAGUUAUAAUGUCUUGGACACUGAGCACUGCUGUUAAUGAAUUUCUGAGACACUGCUGUUAAAAAAACCCAACAUGUGCAGAAGUUGCAAGGACUGUUUAUCCAAAUAGUUUUUUUGAUUUUUUUUUGUUUUGUUUUUUAUUUUGUUUUAAUCUUCCUUCUCUCACUCACAGAAUAAUUUAUUUUCAUAACAGGAUUAGGCAGUCAUGGAAAGGUUUACCAAACACUGGGAGUUCAAGGUAUGUGAAAUGUGGGAGGGGGCAGAUGUUGUAGAAUCAAUAUGGUGCAGAGCAAUAGCAAUAAGGAAAUUCUUUCCGUGCCAUGAAUUGCUCAUCGCAUCCAAACCAUUAGAAUUAAGAGUAGAUGAGGGAGAGAAAGAGGAUUUCAAAUUUGAGUUAGACUAAUGUUAUGAAACAAGGGAUAUUCCCAGAGAAACAUCUAAGAUUGCACAAGUGACCACUGGAUGUCACCGGUGCUUCACAUAAACUCUGCUGCAACAGCAUUGAUUUUGCAGUACAGUAAAUGAGUAAAUAAACAUAUAAACAAAAAAGUCUAAUUUCUGAAAGAAAGCCCUUCAGUACUGGUAUCUCAGGUAGUCCUGCACAUCUCAUGUUAGAAUUUCAAGUCUUUCUGUUGGUAUUGCAGCAGUGUUGUAUUUGAUCAGCUCAUCUUUUGCCUGAGUAACACCUGGAUGCCUAUUAAGGGCAGUGCACCAAAGCAAACUCAUAGUAAACUACUGUGAACAUUUAACUGUUGUACUGUAGUUGCCUCAUAGAAAUAAACUGUAGCUCAGUUAGAUUUUAGAUAUUAAUUGUUCACGAAUUACUAAAAUGAAUGUGUGGCGAUUGUAUUUCCAACCACACUUAGGGAAAUAAAAGGCUCUUCUGAAUUGCACUGUUUUAUUACUUAAACUGACCAUUUCUUCAAGCUGUCAUCUAAGUGUCUGAUUAAUUAUUUUAUUUUUUUAGUUUUAGCCUAUGCAUUGUAGACUACAGUUAGUGCUUUGUAGGUUGAAACUGCAUUCCUAAUAAGUGCCCAGUGAAAGUUACCUAUAAAUAUUUAUGUAAUUGCAUUUCACAUCUAAAUCUAUUGUAGGUUUAAAUCAGUGUCCAUUAAUAUGAAGCAAUGGAAGAUGAAAUGAUAGAAAAUACAUAGAAACUAAAGAAAACAAAACUGCCAAAAUCAUUAAGCAUACAAACAAGUAUUACAUCUUCUAUUACCUACACUGGUUGCUAUGUGUAUUUUUCUAUUGUAGCUUCAUUCAGAUGUAUACUCUGCAACGUAGUAGUUGAUUUAAUUUGAAUACAUAUUGUUCUUAUAGGAACACAGCUCUUAAAUAUAUUCAUUAUUGAAAUAAAGUAAUCAACUUGAAA
This is a messenger RNA of Chiroxiphia lanceolata (lance-tailed manakin), 3083 nucleotides long. It is a transcript of the gene MBP, whose product is annotated as myelin basic protein. NCBI's taxonomy places the organism in Eukaryota, Metazoa, Chordata, Aves, Passeriformes, Pipridae. The transcript is spliced from 9 exons. Gene Ontology annotation, biological process: myelination. The coding region runs from base 418 to 1344 and encodes 308 amino acids. Gene Ontology annotation, cellular component: compact myelin; internode region of axon; cell periphery. The record is from RefSeq and is a predicted model, not a curated record. Gene Ontology annotation, molecular function: structural constituent of myelin sheath.